UUUUUAAGUUAGGAAGAGGGUAAAAAGACAGGCUGGCGGGGGGAAGGCAAAGAGUGCAUCCCCAAAUCCUCACACUUUUGCUCUCUUGCAGUCAGUUGCUUUGCUGGCUUCUGCAGGCUUUUAAGGUCUCGCGGCGUAGAAAUGCCUGGCCCCCACCCCCUUCCUCGGUCUCCCCUUUCAAUUCAGAUGUGCUGAUGUGCAGACGGGAUUCAUCUUCUCGGAGCUGCGGCGGCGGCUUUGGGCUCAGGCGGCGGCGGCUCGCGCUCGGCCGCGGAGUCCUGGCAGCAGCGGGGACGCGGCGCGGGAGUCCGAGCUCUGGUGGCAGCUGAGCCCGCGGGGCGCCGCUCGCCGAGCCGCGGCCGCGGGAAGUUCGGCAGCCAGAAGGACGACCUGGCAGGCUGCGAGCGCCAGCGCCGCCAGAGCCGAGUUUGCCUGCGCCCUUCCCGCCUCCGAGUGCAGAGUUCCUUACCUGCCCUCCGCCCACCCGCGGGCCCCUAGCCAACUUCUCCCUGCGACUGUGGGUAACAGGCAGUGCUUGCCCUCUCUACUGUCCCGGCGGCACCCACAUGUCUCUGGACACCUGAGCACCCCAGUCCCGCCGAGGAGCCUCCGGGUGGGGAGAAGAGCACCGGUGUCCCUAGCCCCGCACAUCAGCGCGGACUGCGGCUGCCUAACCUCUAGGUCCCGUCCCCUCCUUUUCCUCCGGGGGAGGAGGAUGGGGUUGGGAACGCUUUCCCCGAGGAUGCUCGUGUGGCUGGUGGUCUCGGGGAUUGUUUUCUACGGGGAGCUAUGGGUCUGCGCUGGCCUCGAUUAUGAUUACACUUUUGAUGGGAACGAAGAGGAUAAAACAGACACUAUAGAUUACAAGGACCCGUGUAAAGCCGCUGUAUUUUGGGGCGAUAUUGCCUUAGAUGAUGAAGACUUAAAUAUCUUUCAAAUAGAUAGGACAAUUGACCUUACGCAGAACCCCUUUGGAAACCUUGGACAUACCACAGGUGGACUUGGAGACCAUGCUAUGUCAAAGAAGCGAGGGGCCCUCUACCAACUUAUAGACAGGAUAAGAAGAAUUGGCUUUGGCUUGGAGCAAAACAACACAGUUAAGGGAAAAGUACCUCUACAAUUCUCAGGGCAAAAUGAGAAAAAUCGAGUUCCCAGAGCUGCUACAUCAAGAACAGAAAGAAUAUGGCCUGGAGGCGUUAUUCCUUACGUUAUAGGAGGCAACUUCACUGGUAGCCAGAGAGCCAUGUUCAAGCAGGCCAUGAGGCACUGGGAAAAGCACACAUGUGUGACUUUCAUAGAAAGAAGUGAUGAAGAGAGUUACAUUGUAUUCACCUAUAGGCCUUGUGGAUGCUGCUCCUAUGUAGGUCGGCGAGGAAAUGGACCUCAAGCAAUCUCUAUCGGCAAGAACUGUGAUAAAUUUGGGAUUGUUGUUCAUGAAUUGGGCCAUGUGAUAGGCUUUUGGCAUGAACACACACGACCAGAUCGAGAUAACCAUGUAACUAUCAUAAGAGAAAACAUCCAGCCAGGUCAAGAGUACAAUUUUCUGAAGAUGGAGCCUGGAGAAGUAAACUCACUUGGAGAAAGAUAUGAUUUUGACAGUAUCAUGCACUAUGCCAGGAACACCUUCUCAAGGGGGAUGUUUCUGGAUACCAUUCUCCCCUCCCGUGAUGAUAAUGGCAUACGUCCCGCAAUUGGUCAGCGAACCCGUCUAAGCAAAGGAGAUAUCGCACAGGCAAGAAAGCUGUAUAGAUGUCCAGCAUGUGGAGAAACCCUACAAGAAUCCAAUGGCAACCUUUCCUCUCCAGGAUUUCCCAAUGGCUACCCUUCUUACACACACUGCAUCUGGAGAGUUUCUGUGACCCCAGGGGAGAAGAUUGUUUUAAAUUUUACAACGAUGGAUCUAUACAAGAGUAGUUUGUGCUGGUAUGACUAUAUUGAAGUAAGAGACGGGUACUGGAGAAAAUCACCUCUCCUCGGUAGAUUCUGUGGGGACAAAGUGCCUGAAGUUCUUACUUCUACAGACAGCAGAAUGUGGAUUGAGUUUCGUAGCAGCAGUAAUUGGGUAGGAAAAGGCUUUGCAGCUGUCUAUGAAGCGAUCUGUGGAGGUGAGAUACGUAAAAAUGAAGGACAGAUUCAGUCUCCUAAUUAUCCUGAUGAUUAUCGCCCGAUGAAAGAAUGUGUGUGGAAAAUAACAGUGUCUGAGAGCUACCACGUCGGACUGACCUUUCAGUCCUUUGAGAUUGAAAGACAUGACAACUGUGCUUAUGACUACCUGGAAGUUAGAGAUGGAACCAGUGAAAAUAGCCCUUUGAUAGGGCGUUUCUGUGGUUAUGACAAACCUGAAGAUAUAAGAUCUACCUCCAAUACUUUGUGGAUGAAGUUUGUUUCUGAUGGAACUGUGAACAAAGCAGGGUUUGCUGCUAACUUUUUCAAAGAGGAAGACGAGUGUGCCAAACCUGACCGUGGAGGCUGUGAGCAGCGAUGUCUGAACACCCUGGGCAGUUACCAGUGCGCCUGUGAGCCUGGCUAUGAGCUGGGCCCAGACAGGAGGAGCUGUGAAGCUGCUUGUGGUGGACUUCUUACCAAACUUAACGGCACCAUAACCACCCCCGGCUGGCCCAGGGAGUACCCUCCUAAUAAGAACUGUGUGUGGCAAGUGGUUGCACCAACCCAGUACAGAAUUUCUGUGAAGUUUGAGGUUUUUGAAUUGGAAGGCAAUGAAGUUUGCAAAUAUGAUUAUGUGGAGAUCUGGAGUGGUCUUUCCUCUGAGUCUAAAUUGCAUGGCAAAUUCUGUGGCGCUGAAGUGCCUGAAGUUAUCACAUCCCAGUUCAACAAUAUGAGAAUUGAAUUCAAAUCUGACAAUACUGUAUCCAAGAAGGGCUUCAAAGCACAUUUUUUCUCAGACAAAGACGAAUGCUCUAAGGAUAAUGGUGGAUGUCAGCAUGAAUGUGUCAACACAAUGGGGAGCUACAUGUGUCAAUGCCGUAAUGGAUUUGUGCUGCAUGAAAAUAAACAUGAUUGCAAGGAAGCUGAGUGUGAACAGAAGAUCCACAGUCCAAGUGGCCUCAUCACCAGUCCCAACUGGCCAGACAAGUACCCAAGUCGGAAAGAAUGCACUUGGGAAAUCAGCGCCACUCCCGGCCACCGAAUCAAAUUAGCCUUCAGUGAAUUUGAGAUUGAGCAGCAUCAAGAAUGUGCUUAUGACCACUUAGAAGUAUUUGAUGGAGAAACAGAAAAGUCACCAAUUCUUGGACGACUAUGUGGCAACAAGAUACCAGAUCCCCUUGUGGCUACUGGAAAUAAAAUGUUUGUUCGGUUUGUUUCUGAUGCAUCUGUUCAAAGAAAAGGCUUUCAAGCCACACAUUCUACAGAGUGUGGCGGACGAUUGAAAGCAGAAUCAAAACCCAGAGAUCUGUACUCACAUGCUCAGUUUGGUGAUAACAACUACCCGGGACAGGUUGACUGUGAAUGGCUGUUAGUAUCAGAACGGGGCUCUCGACUUGAAUUGUCCUUCCAGACGUUUGAAGUGGAAGAAGAGGCAGACUGUGGCUAUGACUAUGUGGAGCUCUUUGAUGGUCUCGAUUCAACAGCUGUGGGGCUUGGUCGAUUCUGUGGAUCUGGGCCACCAGAAGAGAUUUAUUCAAUUGGAGAUGCAGUUUUAAUUCAUUUCCACACCGAUGACACAAUCAACAAGAAGGGAUUUCAUAUAAGAUACAAAAGCAUAAGAUAUCCAGACACCACACAUACCAAAAAAUAACACCAAAACCUCUGUCAGAACACAAAGGAAUGUGCAUAAUGGAGAGAAGACAUAUUUUUUUUAAAACUGAAGAUAUUGGCACAAAUGUUUUAUACAAACAGUUUGAACAAAAACUCCCUGUAAGACCAGAAUUAUCUUUGUACUAAAAGAGAAGUUUCCAGCAAAACCCUCAUCAGCAUUACAAGGAUAUUUGAACUCCAUGCUUGAUGGUAUUAAUAAAGCUGGUGAAAGGGCAUCAUAUACUUCAAGGAAGACUCUACAAGCUUUUGUUCACAGCUUGAAAUAGAUGCCUCACAAUUCAGACAGUUUAAUUCAGGAACUGUGACCCUGCAGUGUUCUUUUUGACAAUUUGUCAAGAUUUAGGGACAUAAAAUGAUCUUGCAGGUCGUAAACUGGAAAACAAUAUUCUGGUUGUCUUAGGAUAAUUGCUGACUCUGUAUCUUGGAUACAGUGUAAACCAGAUCCACAUAAGGUGAAUGUGAAGUGGAAGUCUUUUGAGGGUGAUUUGUACUUUCCAUGUGUAUGUGUGUGUCUGGUGUUUGGAAACUGGGAUAUUUCUGCUUCAUUAUUUCCACUUGCAGGCCAGCUUAACCUCUGAAACACAAAUGAUCUUGAGACCACUUUAGUGUACUUACAUUUUGAUGAGUUUGAAAUGUCAAUGGUGUCUAUUAUUGCAGUUAAAUUCUAGACAUCAGUUCUUUAAGUCUCAGAAAAUGCCCAGUGAAUUGGUAAACUUAGUUCUUUUUUUUUUUGGAAGUGCUGCCUUUUCACAACAAAUCCAAGAAGCCUGUGAUGUCUUAUGAACCUUAUGAGAAAACUCCGAAGAGGUGUGAGCAGGAUUCUUCUGAAUGACUGUCUGGAUGGUUCAUUACUCAAGUUACUGCUGCUGCUAUUGUCUUUCCUUUGUUGUCGAUCUGUUAUUGUUGUAGUUAUUAUUGUUGAUGUUGUCAUGGUUAAUCUAUUUUUUAAAAAUGAAAUGAAGCAGAAGUAGGUCUUGUGAGAACUGAAAGAUCUCUUUCAUUUUUCUCUUCCUGGGAUUCAUUCAUUUUUUUCAAAAUGCAAUGCUGGAAAAAAAGAUUUGUUUCUGAAAGACUUCUUAUGGUGCUAUUCCAUAAACUUUUUUUUUAAACAAGUUUUUGACCUUUGAGCCAACCCACCUGUAGACUACGAAUGUCUCCCUAUGGCUGGUGGCAUUUGAAGACUAAAGACUUGUCAAAGAUAUCAAGAGUAUAUCAUUGCAAGGGCAGCACUUGUCCUGUGGAACAACUACUUAUAAUGCCUUAGAAUUCUUGCACAUGAUCAAACAGAUCCUCCUAAAACACACCUGUUGAAAUGUUGAACAUAAUAGUGUAUGUUAAUUAACAGCUCUAUGAAGAAAAUCCAUUUCCAUGACUGAAGCAUUGGAUAUAAAUAUGGUGUCCUGCUUUUUUUGUAGAAAAUGUAAUUUGAGGAUGAAUUUUCUGCUUUAAAGGCAUGUGUGUUUUUAAAAUUAAUGAAUGUAGAUGUGUGAUUGUCUGAGUGAGUGAAACUGCAAGAGGUAAAAAAUAACGGGUGGUUGAAAAGUUAAAAUGUAUGUGCCAAGUUCUACUAGAAUUCCAUUUGAAAUAGCACCUUCCUUAGGUUUCAUGGACAAAUAAUGGGAACUUCUAAUUUUGAUGAAUCCCAUUAAAGAAAGGCUCUUUCCUUUAGAGAAACUCUAUUUUGAUGUCAAUAUAGAUUACUGUAUGAAGUAGCCUUGUUUCUGUUACCUGUCCAUGAGCAUACAACAUUGAAUACAAUUGGGUAUAUUCUUUCAGUUUUACAAAAUUAAACUAUACACACAGAUGUAGCUUAUCUGUUUUUUUCUUAAAUUGUUGCCCUGAAAAAAUUUCUUGCAUAUGAAUUGAAAAUGUAAAUACAUUUUUAUAACCAACGUUUUGAUCUUAUUGAAUGUUACUUUGAAAAUGUAUAACUAUUGCCUGCAAUGUAGAUGAGGCUUUUAGUAGAGCUGAUUUAUUCCAGUAACUUCUUCCAUAUUUUCUCACUAAUCUCCAGUUAGCCAAAAUAUGCCAGAAAUGGGAAAGAGAGGAGAAAAAGUCAUUAACAUUAACACCUAUACUCUUCUAUACUACCCCUGUGCUGGGAAUGUGCACUAGCUCUUUUUAAAUUCCAUGCUACACUUUGAGGACUGUCAUCAUGUUCUCGUUUUGUAGUUCAGAAAGUGAGGCUCAAAUAAUUUAUGUAACCUUCCCAGAGUCACAGUGUAAAGUUAGAUGUUGAAACCCAGUUUGUCUUAUAUAAAUGAGUGUCUGCUUGUUCUACAAAGGUAGUAGAAUCAAUCUUGACCUAUAUAAAUAGUAGAUUUUUUAUGGUGAAACUUUCCCACAUAAAGUAAAUUUUAGGGGUGAAUUAGAGUAAAACUUUCAGGAUAAGCAUUUUGUUCUUUUCAAGAACAGCAUGAAAUUUAGAAUAUCAAUGAUAGCUAUCUUUAAGAAUCAGAAUUAGUACUAGAAAUUAAAAAAAACUAUAGUUUGGAGUUAGUAUGAGACUUUUGUGAAAACAAAUAUAUUAAAUUAUUUUGUCUGAUGUGGUAGGGGAAAUGUAUUGCUCUAUAUUAAGAAAUAUUCUGGAUAUUCUGAUUGACAUCUUAUUAGACCACAGUGAGCUAUGCUCUGCACAACUGAGAAAUUAGGUAUUUAGAAGGCAUAUAGAGAUGUUGUCAUAACUAGGUCUUCAACGUGAAAAUUAAUUUUUAUUGUAUCAUGUCAGAUAUCAGUUUACCACAUAUUAUUUUUAUAUUAAUUCAACAUUUGCCUUAAAUGUGUUGUUAAAUGAAAAUACAGACAGCUUCAUUGUUGUGUUGUUAAUAAUUGUUAGUUACUGCUCCAGGCAUUUUAUUAAAUUAAUUUUUUAAAUUAUUUUCCACCCUACAUCAGUAUAUUGGUUGUGCUUUAUAUUUGCCAAAGUCCUAACUGACUAUACAUAGGAAAAAAAAACACUGUUCUCACUUGAUUUUAUUAAAUUAUUUUUAAAAGUCAAUUUUGAAAAUAACUGUAGUUUAUUAAGGAGAUCGUGACUUAAAUGGGCAAAAUAACUUUUUAAAAGAAAUGGAUGAGAAGUAAUUGUGUUUCCAAAACCCUCAAGUAUCCCAUUCCUAUAUUGGCUGGAUUUUUCCUAUCUAUGACUCAUUUUAGUAUGUCACAGUAUGAGAUUCAAAUUCUGUUUAACUUUGUUUUAAAAUAGCUUAGUCUCUUUUAUUUGGUUUGUAAUACUGCUGUAUUUUUGGUGGUAAGCUUCAAGUAUCAAAUUUUGUUCUGCCAUAUAGAAAAAUCUCUAAAAGCAUCAAAUGACUAAUUUUAUUUUUGUAAGGUUAAAAUUUAUUUUUAAAAGAAACAUAAAAUUAUAUCUUUAUGUAGGUUUAGAAGGACUACAACCCUAUGUGACAUUAUAAAUUACUUAAAACAGUUAUCAAAUAUUUGGAAACUAUUAUUUACUAAUAAGAAUUAGACUUGCCUUAUGGAAAAUUUUUGAUGCCACUUGUUAAAUCAGGCAUGGGAGGAGGAAAGCAGAAAAUAUAAUUGCCUUCUAAAGAUACAUAAUUCGAAUUGCAGUAAUGCUUUCUAUUUUACAACAACAAAUGUGUAAUAAGAACUUGUCAAAAAGAGAAAAAAGGUGGCCUGUGAAUGAAUUGAAAGUUUUUAUGCUUCAGUGCUUGGUAAUUGGUUUCCAAUGAAUAUUUAGCUUUUGGUCUCUUAUGUUAUUGUUAUAAAACUGAGAAACUUUGUCAUUAGAUUAGGAAACAAGAAGUGGAAAGGCUGGCCCUGAUAUUUUGUGAAAUAGUAUUAUUUGUCUCCAAACUUUCUUCUGACAUCUACAUUUUCACUGUCUAGUUUCCAACCUGCCUAACUUUCCCUCACUCCGGUAUAUUGAACCUGAAUCCAAGCUGGUCACGUGGCUCUAGUUCCAGCCGUGACACCCUAAUGCAAGUACCCAUGCAGGAUGAAAACAAAGGAAUUAUAGGGCUCUGAGCACAUUUCACUACAUAUAACCUCUCCUCAUCCAGUAUUCUAAGCAGCAAAUGAAUACAAUGAAUAUCAACUUCUAACUUCAAAAAACUUGUAGGUGGAAAUGUAUCUGCAUAAAAAGCAGUUGAAAAGAGAUCCAUUAAACUAUACACAGAUUGAGGCACUUAGAAGGUCCUAGUGAUCAGGGCUUACCUUUAUUUAUUGCCAGGUUGGAGGUAUAUGAGUAAAUAUUGACAUUGCUUCUGUUGUUGUAUUUCUAUAUGAACACAGGCUAACAGUUUCACCAGUCCCUCUGACCUUACUUUGUCUGUCUGUCUGUAUUGUCCUUAUAUCUGGAAAGUUACUUAUAUAACAUUUCAUUUUUGCUCAACUAUCAAAUUUUCAGAGCAUACUUGCAUCUGAAAACAAAUAUCAAUGAAGUUUACUAAACUGAUUUACACUAUUUUAAACAUGUGCUCUAUGUUUCAGUGU
Symphalangus syndactylus (siamang) is the source of this 8232-nucleotide messenger RNA. It is a transcript of the gene TLL1, whose product is annotated as tolloid like 1. Gene Ontology annotation, biological process: protein processing; dorsal/ventral pattern formation. Gene Ontology annotation, molecular function: calcium ion binding; zinc ion binding; metalloendopeptidase activity. NCBI's taxonomy places the organism in Eukaryota, Metazoa, Chordata, Mammalia, Primates, Hylobatidae. The record is from RefSeq and is a predicted model, not a curated record.